UGUCUGCGCUGGAAUACGAUAGAAUGAAAAUUAGAUUACAUUUAGUACGUUUUAUGUACAUAAAUCUUAUACUAAGCUGCUUCUUCUGGCUAUAUGAUAACGCUGCCGCCGCAGAAGCCACCGCGACAAAUGCUGCAACAGCGAAUGUCAACGAAGGAAUGCAGCAGGCAGGCCAUGGAACGCCGGGGCCAGUAACGACCGAGGAGGGGUCAUUCAUCAGCCCCUUGUUAAAUGUAAAAAAUAAUCUAAAUGUUCCAACAGAAGAGGCAUCGGCAGCCACCACAACUACGACGAUGCCCACAGCGCUUAAAACGUCGGCGACUUCGACGUCAUCACGUCCAGAUGCAGAUAAUAUUGUGAUAAAGGUGGGCACCGAGCCAAGUACCGAUUCAGAAACUAUAUACGCCGCGGCAACAGACACGUCAGUGAAUAUGAAUGUACUGCCGUCUGAUGUAAAUUUCAAUAAUAAGAACAAAUAUUUUAGUGUAGUGCCUAACAGUGAAAAGAGUAAUGAUGGUGAAAAUGAAGUGACCGCUAAUGUGCCAAAUAAUCAAUUAAAUAAAAAAAUUAAUAAUAAUAUGUAUAUAAAUAAUAAUGUAGAUGUAAAUCAACUAGAUAAAGCACAUCAAACGAAUUUAGUUGACGGUGCAGUAAGACCCAUUUCAACUAUGGAACAACAACAACAACAACAACAACAGCAACAACAACUAGAACAGCAACAAGAAAAACAAGGGCAGCAGAAACAGAGCUUUCCUGAAAUAAUUACUGAGCUGCCCACCGUAACGGUGACCGAGCUGCCAGUGGAGCUGGAGCAUGUCAAGGAGCAGUUGGAUUUGGUUGUGCUGCAAGAUGCGCACAGUUCGAGCAAUAAUACUGAGCAGCAACAGCAAACUGAGGCGCAGGUGGCUCAGAAGGCUGAACUGAACAUAAACGAUCCGGGCGGGGGAUUGGAAUUAAAUGCAUUCUCCGGCUUCGAAUCGAAUGCUGUACUGGAUGCAAAUGUGACUGGCGAUGAAGGCAUCGCAGAUGCUGCGGCAAUUGAAAGCAGCAAUGUUACGGUGGAGGAAGUGCCGAUGCCCGUCUUUUCGGAAUGGGCGCAAAAGCAAAUCGAGGCAGAAGCAAGCCGCGAACAAGCCAUGGAACUAGAGCAGCAGGUUGUAAACACUUCAGCCCAGCGUAAAGACUCUACAGGAUCUGGAAGCGGCAAGCCCACGCCGUUAAAGUUACGCGCCAAGAACUAUGCCUCGCCGGACUGCGGCGCCAAAAUAAUUGCUUCGAAUGCAGAUGCCACAAACACGGGCGCGGUGCUGAGCCACUCAAGUGAUGAAUACAUGCUAAGCACAUGCGGCAGCCGAAUCUGGUUUGUUGUGGAAUUGUGCGAAGCCGUGCAGGCACAAAAGGUUGAGCUGGCGAAUUUUGAGCUGUUCAGCUCAUCGCCUAAGAACUUUACUGUGGCAGUCUCCAAACGGUUUCCCACUCGUGAUUGGAGUAAUGUUGGCCGAUUUGCGGCAGAGGACAAACGAACAGUGCAAACGUUUGAGCUUCAUCCGCAUCUGUUUGGCAAGUUUGUGCGCGUGGACAUACAUUCGCAUUACUCCAAGGAACAUUUUUGUCCCAUUUCGCUUUUUCGUGUAUUCGGCACUUCGGAAUUUGAGGCCUUCGAGACGGAGAUCCGGCACAGCGAUGAACUAGAUGAUUUUGAUGAUGACUUUGGUGGCCAGGAACAGCAGCACAAGCCAUUUACCGGAGCCGACAGUGGAGGUGCAAAUAUUUUCCAAAGUGCCUCAGAUGCAGUCAUCCAAAUGGUGAAAAAGGCUGCUCAGGUUUUAGUGAAGCCCACUAAAGCGAUACGCUGGCCUUCUGAUUCGUCGCACUGUUACACACCUAUUGUUGGCAUGUACAGCUGUCAAAACUGCAAUAGCUCUGUCGUAGAUCGUAUUAACAAUUUGCUAUCUUGUCAAUCCCAGCAGCUGCAGCUGCUGCUUGUGCUGCCCCAGCUGCGCACACAUUUAUUACAGACUCGCAUUUGUCAGUCCGACUAUAAUAUUAACCUGGGCAUAGCCAGAGAAGCAGACUCCUUAACAAGUGGUAUGGACAAACGCCAGAGUUUUUAUCUGAGCAUACUGCCAGCGGAACAUGUUGGUGCCAUGUGCAAACUUUUACAGGCAGACUUCAGUUCCACCAAAGAGAAACCCGUAGAUUUCUCUGAGCCUGAACACCAACUUAAUGUAACGCAUCCUUUAUCUGAGAACAUGUCCAAAAGUGAACCGUCAAAGGAGUCAGAAGUUGAUGUUAAAAUUACCGAGCCGAAUGAUUCAAUGCCUGCUCUAACACCACCCUUGAAAGCCGGGUCAGAUGACAAGCCCUCGUCCACUGAAGUACCAGCAGUCACUCCGCAGCAUGAUGCACAAGUGACAGAUAACAGUGCAAUACCGGGAUCACCAUCUGAUGUGAAUAUAUUCAAUGUACCAACUGACAAUCCGAAGGACCCAUCACAAGCCUCUGUGCCUCUUGACCCAAUAGCGACCAUUCCUGUAUCUCCAUCUGCAUCACCAGUGGACACCAACGAAAUGGAGACAGCCAAGGCCCCUUCAUUUACAACGCCAACAGCGACCUCAGCCGAAGCAGACAGUGGAGAUUUGUUAGGCAGUGGCAACGGUUUGGAUGACGGUAAUCUCUCCAAUUGGGAGAGCAUCGAUAACCUACUAACCACAACGGUUGCCUCAAUAACUGCGGGAGGUGGAGCAGCUGCAGCUGCAGCAGCUGUAGUCAAUGGCAAUGCAAAUAUGGGAAGCUCUUCAAGUACAGGAGCUGCAGGUAGCCAAAACUUACAACCAAAACUAACGCAUGGACCGCAGUCGGAGAGCGUAUUUAUUAGGUUGUCAAAUAGAAUUAAGGCGCUCGAACGAAAUAUGUCACUGUCGGGACAGUAUUUAGAGGAGCUAUCACGACGUUAUAAAAAGCAGGUGGAGGAAUUGCAGCAGACUCUUACGCAACAGACGCUUACAGUGCGUACUUUGGAGGAUCAGAGCCGGCGGAUUCUGGAGCAGGAGCAACUCUAUCAGCAUCAAAGUGCGGAGCUGGCUGGCGAAGUGCGUGCGCUCACGUAUCAAGUGCAAGCUUGCAUCCUCGUUAUCAUCAUUGUGGGUACGUGCAUAUUUCUUAUGCUUGUAGUUGGCACUGUCUACUACCGUAAGUUACGACGCCAAACCCAGCAGUUGUUGCCAACGACGGCAGCAAUGAAACUGAGUAAGAAUAAGCUCUGUCGUCGUAAAUCAUAUGAGGAAAUAGUGCAGCAUUCGCCUGGUAAGCACCGGAGACCCAGUGAGGAAGCCAUGCUAAUACUUAACGGCUGUGGAGACACAUCGUUAGCGGAUCAGUCUGGUAUUGGGCACGGUGGCAGGCAACGCAAGAUUUCUGUUUGUUAUGGCAGCAAUAACAAUAUCACAAACCAUAUGCUCAGCAUGAGAACUUCGUUGCACAGGCGAAAAGGCGCAAAGCAUUCAUGGCACUCGAACUUAGACUCUGCGCCGGAGUCGUCCAUUGAAAAUGGAGACAAAUUCUUUGAUGUGGACACACUUAAAACCAAUAAGAUGCCAGCCAAGCCAAUCAAAAAGAAGCCGCUUCAAAUAACUUCACACGAUCUAAGGCGUCAGGAGUCUGCGCCUGCUAAUUGUUCACAAGAGUAUCUUACUGAGGAGCACACGCAGAGUGACUUUGACGAGAGUCUCAUACUGGACGACGAUGAUCUAUGCAAUUUCAUACCAACCACCGACUUGGCUUAUAAUGAAUUUAUGCCCGAUGGACCAUCAGGCUAUCAAAUUGUGGAUACAGUUGAUGGAAAGGCUGAUAAGGGGCAGGCGACUAAAAAGUGUCGUCGGGUCUCAUCACCAGCGUUCUUCAAGUCACCUUUUACCAAAAGCAAACACAAGGAGAGCAGUCUAAAUGGCAGUGGCAGUGCUGUCAAGGCCAGCCACUCGGCGCACGAGGCCACUUCUUGGGAGUGGUAUCGCUUAAAGCGCAGUGAUAAGCAAUCCAAUUCGAAGCAUUUGACGACAGUGUCAAUUGCAUCUAUUUCGCCCAAUGCGAGCAUUGACAAUUCCUCGUUGUCGGAAGUAAGCUUUCCUUUGAACUCUACACAAAAUUCCUUUCGCAUACUUGGCGAGGCCAUACUAUCCUCGGGCGAGGGUAGAGCCAAUGGUAAGAGUAGCACUGUUCCCGCCGGUAGCAGCAGUAGCAGCGGCGCAAGUACCACGUCAUCCACAACGAAAAAGAAGCAGCGGGCUUUUAAUAAUAUUUUUCGAAAAGUCUUUUGAUGUAGUCGUUGUUGACCGGCUAUUUAUUUAUUAUUAUUCUUUACUUAAUUAGUUGUUCCCUAAAUUGUGUUCAUUUAGGUCUACCUACGGGGCAUCAAUUCGACGGAUGUUAUCCACGUAGAUAUUAAAAUUUGGUGUAAAUUCAGUCCAAUUCUCUAAAAUGCCAGUUUAAAUGAUUCAUUUCUGUAUCUCUCAAGAGUUCCUUAGUGUUGCAGUAUAAUGCAAAUGACUGUAAAAAAAUAAUUAGUUAUACCUUCAAAUGCUUUUAGUUGUAAUUAUAUGCUUGCUUGCUAUAUAUAUAUAUACUAAAAAUGGCUAACAAGAAUGACUUUCACGAAAUACAAGAAACUUAAGAGAAUAUUCGAAGCCUUUGCUUUUGCCCAGCGUUAAUUUAAAUAUUU
Drosophila hydei is the source of this 4717-nucleotide messenger RNA. RefSeq lists its product as uncharacterized. Bases 24 to 4316 code for a protein of 1430 amino acids. The transcript is spliced from 6 exons. The record is from RefSeq and is a predicted model, not a curated record. Gene Ontology annotation, cellular component: membrane; cytoplasm. NCBI's taxonomy places the organism in Eukaryota, Metazoa, Arthropoda, Insecta, Diptera, Drosophilidae. Gene Ontology annotation, biological process: protein folding in endoplasmic reticulum.